This is a messenger RNA of Siniperca chuatsi (mandarin fish), 2148 nucleotides long. RefSeq names its product cyclin B3 (gene ccnb3). Gene Ontology annotation, biological process: mitotic cell cycle phase transition; regulation of cyclin-dependent protein serine/threonine kinase activity. Lineage: Eukaryota; Metazoa; Chordata; Actinopteri; Centrarchiformes; Sinipercidae. Gene Ontology annotation, molecular function: cyclin-dependent protein serine/threonine kinase regulator activity. The coding region runs from base 215 to 1576 and encodes 453 amino acids. Gene Ontology annotation, cellular component: cytoplasm; centrosome; cyclin-dependent protein kinase holoenzyme complex. The transcript has 13 exons. The record is from RefSeq and is a predicted model, not a curated record.
UGGAUCCGCAGCUGAAGCACUUUUGUUUGAGCUCCCGUCUACGAAGCGACAGAGGUGCAAACCUGGACUAUUUACAACAGUCAAAUAAACUACAUGCGACGGUUUCCGUCCCUAAACGAAGCGAUUGAAUCAAACGAGCAGGAAUAGUAAAACACGAUCACAGUGCAGCCGCUGCGGUGUUUGUUUUCGGAGGAUAAAGUUAAAGGAGCCAGCCAUGCCUGUACCGAGGGGAAAGAAACCCACAGUCACCGCUGGGAGCACGAUACCCAAGCUUACUGCAGCAAAGACUGAGAACCAGUUUCCUGUUGUGUUGCAGGAGGAAGGCCCGCAGGUGAAGAGGGCCUCCUCCCCUCCUCAUGGGGCCCCCAAGAAGAGGACUGCUUUUAUCGACAUCACUAAUGCUAGCAGCGUGUGUCUGUCAGACUGUCUGCCCUACAGUGACGGCAGCUUCAGGACAGCUCAUAAGGUUCAGAUCAGCCUUCCAGGGAGGAAGAAGGAAGCGGCGAAGAAGCAGGCAAAGAAAACAAGCUCCACCUCGGUGUCAAAGAAGAAUCAUGCCAACCUGAAAAAGUCUUCGUCAGUGAGCUCAGAGGGAACUCCGGCUGAGAAAGAAAAGGCUGAUGCACAGGAGGAGAAGGAAGAGGAGGCCCAGAAGGAUGUAGCAGCUCCAGUAGAAGAGCGGGUGGCUGCUUCGCCCCCUGCUGCCCGUGAAGUGCCAGCACACCUUCAGAAACAACAAAUCCCAGAGGAGUUUGACAUUGACUCUGAGAACUCGGAGGACUGUUACAUGUGUCCAGAGUAUGCGAAGGACAUCUUUGACUACCUCAAACAGAGAGAGGAAAAGUUUGUCCUCUGUAACUACAUGCCCCAGCAGCCCAGCCUCAACCCCGAGAUGAGGGCAAUCCUGAUUGACUGGCUGGUGGAAGUACAGGAGAACUUCGAGCUGUACCACGAGACCCUGUACCUGGCCGUGAAGAUGACAGACCACUACCUGUCCAAGACCCCAGUCCACAGGGAGAUGCUGCAGCUCGUCGGCUCCACCGCCAUGCUCAUUGCCUCCAAAUUUGAGGAGCGCAGUCCGCCAUGUGUCGACGACUUUCUUUAUAUUUGCGAUGACGCGUACAAGAGGGAGGAGCUCAUCUCCACGGAGGCCACCAUCCUGCAGACGCUGUCCUUCGACAUCAACAUCCCCAUCCCCUAUCGGUUCCUCAGACGCUAUGCCAAGUGUGUGAGUGCAGGCAUGGACACGCUGACUCUGGCCCGGUACUACUGUGAAAUGAGUCUCAUGGAGAUGGAGCUGGUGUCGGAGAGAGGCUCGCUGCUGGCCUCAGCCUGCCUGCUGAUGGCGCUAGUCACCAAAGACCUCGGAGGAUGGUGUCCCAUCCUGCAGUUCCACUCCGGCUAUCAGACGUCAGAUUUGGCGCCCGUUGUCAGAAAGCUCUACGAGAUGCUUUUAGCUGCUCCUGAUGAUAAACUGAGAGCCAUCAGAAACAAAUACUCUCACAAGGUGUUUUUCGAAGUUGCGUCCCUGCCGUUGGUCAACAUUGACAUUUUGGAGAAAGCGUUAUCUCAGUGAGAUGUCACCUCCCAAAAAAUCAAAUCUUGCCAGUCUGUAUAUAAUUUGUUAAUGUUUAAUAUUUAUACACAUAGUCUAGUCUUGUCUUAUCUAUUGGAAAUAAAUCUUUAAUGCCAGUUUGUGAUGGAAAAGAGUUUUAAUGUGGGCAUUUGUUAUUAAGAAGUUUGCCAGUUUAACGUUGUUAAUAAUGACUUUGUUUUAGUGUAACAUUUGAUUACACUUUUUUUACAUUCAUUUUAACUUUUUAUAAUAUAAAAGACAAAAAUCUUAAUUCAUUAGUAAUCUGUAAGCCCCGUCGGUGUGUACAACAAAGUAUACGUUUAAGUUAAUGGUGAGAUGGAGAAUGCUUAUUUUUACUGAUGAAUUAUGCACUGGCCCAUAAGUUUUAUAGGUUCAUAUAUUGCUGAAGUUAGCCGGUAUGCAUAUGUGUAUUUUCAUACAUUGUACAGUGUUUAUCAUGUUAAUAUUACUAUGCUAAUUAUUUGUAUAAAAGACGACCGGAUGAUGCUAUGCUAUUUUUAAAUGGCUGUCAUGCGUACUCUUAAAAUAAAGAUUUUUUUUUUUUUUGGUUA